AUGGCUGUCACUGGUGUUUUGCCUUUCGUUCGAGGCAUCGACUUUUCCGAUAAUGAUUUCCAGGAAGAUUAUUUUCCAAAAGCUGUGUCUGAAAUGACUGGACUAAGAUGGCUGAAAUUAAAUAAAACAAACAUUGACUGGAUUCCAGAUGAGUUGGGCAAUUUACAAAAACUUGAAGCAUUGUCACUAGUUCGCAACAAUUUGGUCACUAUCCAUGGAGAAGUUCCUGCUUUGCCUUGCCUUAGAUAUGUAAAUUGUCGUUACAACAAAUUGAAGAAUUCUGGAAUACCAUCAGACCUGUUUGAGCUUGAGGAUUUAGCAGUUGUGGAUUUCAGUCAUAAUUCAUUAACAGAAGUGCCUCGUGAUUUAGAACAUGCCAAAAGUCUUCUUGUGUUGAAUUUAAGUUUUAACUUAAUUGAAAGUAUUCCUAAUCAUCUAUUUGUAAAUCUCACAGACAUAUUGCAUCUAGAUUUAAGUAACAACAAAUUAGAAUCCUUGCCUCCACAAAUGCGAAGAUUAACUAAUUUGCAAACUCUAAAUUUAAAUGAUAAUCCCUUAGGUCAUAAUCAAUUAAGGCAAUUACCAGCUCUCACUGCACUUCAAUCUUUGUACAUGUCUAACACGCAAAGAAGUUUAUCAAACAUGCCUUCAUCAUUAGAUGGUUUGACAAACCUACAGGAUGUUGAUUUAUCUCAUAAUAGUUUACCACGUGUUCCAGAUGCUUUGUAUACUCUUCCAAAUUUGAAACGUUUAAAUCUUAGUGAGAAUUGUAUCAUUGAUAUAUCAUCAGAUGUUGGAGAUCUCUGGAAAAAUCUUGAGACUCUAAAUUUGUCCAGAAAUAAGCUAAAAGCAUUACCAGCUACCAUUUGUAAACUCUCAAAGCUAAGAAGACUGUAUGUAAAUGACAACCAAUUUGAUUUUGAUGGCAUUCCUUCAGGAAUUGGAAAAUUGUAUAGUUUAGAAGUUUUUAUGGCAUCAAAUAAUAAUUUAGAAAUGAUACCUGAAGGAGUUGUAAGAUGUGGUAGACUUAAGAAAUUAGUUCUGGCCAAUAAUCGUCUAAUCACUCUUCCGGAAGCCAUUCACCUUUUAACUGAUUUGGAAGUUCUUGAUUUGCAUGGAAAUCCUGAUUUAAUCAUGCCUCCUAAACCUUCUGAAUUACAGCUGGGUAGUGGCUCUGAAUAUUAUAACAUUGAUUUCUCCCUCAAUACUCAGCUGAGACUUGCUGGUGCAACUGCAAAUAAUCCAGUGGCAGCACCAGCACAUAGUAAAGAUCCUAUUGCUCGUAAACAACGUCUGAGAAGAAAAAAAGAAGAUGAAGUUGACAGUGAACAGGCAAAAGUUUUGAAAGGAAUGAGUGAUUUAGCUAAAGACAAAAAUAAGGAUGUUGCACUGGAUGACAAGAAUGUUUCUUUAAAACCUAAAAGGUGGGAUGAAGCUCUAGAGAAGCCGCCAUUGGAUUAUAGUGACUUUUUUGAUGAUGAAGUGGGACAAAUACCAGGUUUAUCUUGUUGGGAAAUUGAAAAUUUCUUACCAAAUCAAGUUGAUGAAGCUCUAAUUGGAAAGUUUUAUGAAGGUGACUGCUAUAUUAUUCUUAAAACUUCCUUAGAUGAAAAUCAAAGCUUAGAUUGGCAAAUAUUUUAUUGGAUCGGUUCUCAAACUACUUUGGAUAAAAAGGCUUGUGCUGCUAUUCAUGCUGUAAAUUUAAGAAAUUUCUUGGGAGCACAAUGCCGAACUAUUAGGGAAGAGCAGGGUGAUGAAAGUGAUGAGUUCCUGGAUCUAUUUGAGACAGAAAUUGUUUAUAUUGAAGGUGGGCGUACCUCUAGUGGAUUUUUCACCAUUGAAGAAGUUGAAUAUGUAUCAAGACUAUACAGAUUAGAAACAAAUAACAGAAUUUUACAUAUUGAAUCGUUUCCUGUGGAGUACAAUUCUUUGGACCCAAGAUAUGUUUUUGUUUUAGAUGCUGGAAAGAAAAUAUUUAUUUGGAAUGGAAAAAAAUCAAAAAAUACUGUCCAAUCAAAAGCAAGAUUACUUGCAGAAAAGAUGAAUAAAAAUGAACGGAAAAAUCUCUCUGAAAUAAUUACUAUGAUCCAGGGACAAGAACAGUCUGAUUACCUAAAACUGCUUGGCAUUGAUGAUACAUCAGCUAUUGAACCACCGUCUGAAGAUUCCAUUGAUACAUUUGUUUUAGUACGUCCUAUCUUGUAUCAAGUUGGACUUGGUAUGGGAUAUUUGGAACUACCCCAAGUUGAAAUUAAGCAAAAAAAGCUUGAGAAAAGUCUAUUGGAUACAAAGAAUGUGUACAUUUUGGAUUGUUCAACUGAUGUUUUUGUCUGGCUUGGUCAAAAGUCCACUCGUCUAGUUAGGGCUGCUGCUCUGAAACUGUCCCAAGAACUUUGCAGCAUGAUUAAAAGGCCAAAACAUGCCAUUGUGCACAGAGUCUUAGAAGGAACGGAACCUCAAAUAUUCAAGUCAAAGUUUUAUGGAUGGGAUGAUGUAAUAGCUGUUGAUUUUACCAGAACAGCACAAUCUGUGGCUAGAACAGGGGCAGAUUUAAAAAAAUGGAUGAGUAAGCAAGAAAUGAAAGCUGAUCUCUCUGCUUUGUUUAUGAAGAGACAACCUGCAAUGAGCAAAGAAGAAGCUAAAACAUUGAUGGAAGAAUGGAAUGAAGAUCUUGAAGCAAUGGAAUCAUUUGUACUUGAAGGAAAAAAAUUUGUUAGACUUCCAGAAGAAGAAAUUGGUCACUUUUAUAGUGAAGACUGUUAUGUGUUCCUGUGUCGAUAUUGGGUUCCAUUGGAAGUUCCAGAAAAUGAAGAAGGUGCAGAGGAAGAAGUUCAAGAAGAUGGCUACCAGUGUGUUGUAUACUUCUGGCAAGGACGGGAAGCAAGUAAUAUGGGAUGGCUCACUUUUACCUUCAGCUUGCAAAAGAAAUUUGAAUCCUUAUUUGGUGACAAAUUGGAAGUAGUAAGAACAUAUCAACAACAAGAAAACUUGAAAUUUUUGUCCCAUUUUAAAAGACACUUUGUUAUUCAUCAUGGGAGAAGGAAAGAUUCAAAGAAUAGUACAGCAGUUGAAAUGUUUCACAUUCGAUCUAAUGGUAGUCCUAUAUGCACAAGGAGUAUUCAGGUGACACCUGAUGCCGGUAUACUUAACUCUGCCUUUUGCUACAUUUUGAAAGUUCCUUUUGACAAACAAAACAACUCAGGAAUUGUUUAUGUCUGGAUUGGUUCUAAGAGUGAUGAAGAUGAAGCAAAACUUGCUGAGGAUAUUGCAAAUAGUUUAUAUGAUACAGAAACACAUAGUAUUCAAGUGUUAAAUGAAGGUGAAGAACCUGAAAAUUUCUUUUGGGUUGCUCUUGGUGGAAGAAAACCAUAUGAUAAGGAUGCCGAGUUUAUGAAUCAUACACGACUAUUUCGUUGCUCGAAUGAGAAAGGUUACUUUUCAAUAUCGGAGAAGUGUUCUGACUUUUGUCAAGAUGACCUGGCUGAUGAUGACAUUAUGAUAUUAGACAAUGGAACUCAGGUUUUCAUUUGGGUCGGAGCAAAAUGCAGUGAAGUUGAAAUCAAACUUGCAUACAAAAGUGCUCAGGUAUAUGUACAAAGUUUAAGAGCAAAGCAAAAUGAACAGCCUAGGAAAUUAAUGCUCACUUUAAAAGGAAAGGAAUCAAAACGAUUCACAAAAUGCUUUCAUGGUUGGGGAAAACAUAAAACUGUUGUUGAAUAAUUUUUUUAUGGUUUUAAUUUUAUUUUAACUUAUUAAUUUUUGUAUUUGUUCAAGUUUUGUUGUUAUUUAUUACUUAGUUUUAUGUUCAAGAUUUUUAGACUUUUUUAAUGAAGCUGAUAUUUUUCCUGAUUGUUAUCUUAAAAAAUUCUUUUUAUAGCUGAUUAAGAAAUUUUUUUUGAAAAUAGCUCCAUAAAUAUUAAUAUUUUUGCAAAUUAUAUUUUCAAUAUGAAAUAAGGAUAAAUAUUUUUCAGAUGCAUCUGGUUUUUGCC
Molecule: messenger RNA, 3989 nt
Organism: Uloborus diversus
Lineage: Eukaryota; Metazoa; Arthropoda; Arachnida; Araneae; Uloboridae
Gene: fliI
Product: protein flightless-1-like
Exons: 32
Coding region: 1-3720 (1239 amino acids)
Biological process (GO): myofibril assembly; barbed-end actin filament capping; actin polymerization or depolymerization
Cellular component (GO): actin cytoskeleton; nucleus; cytoplasm
Molecular function (GO): actin filament binding; phosphatidylinositol-4,5-bisphosphate binding
Source: RefSeq, a predicted model, not a curated record